AAAGGCGGCGGCGGCGCCCUCGGACUGCAGUUUCCUUCUAGGAGUAAAAUGGAAGGCGAAUGGGGCGGCUUGGACAUCCACACUCCGGUGUUUGACAAGAAGAAGAAAAAGUACUCUGUAGAGAAGGACAGACAUCGGCUCCAUGCCCAUGAGCGUUUCAGAGAUGCCCCCCCGGCGAGCGAACACUCUCACAAAACGAAGAGGGGGCAGAAGAGGAAGGACCACCGGCAUCUCGCCCCUGCUCCUUUGAAAACCUCAGAGCUCCGUGAGGAGGCUGCAGAGGCCCCUUCUCCGGCCAGAAAGAGGAAAGAGAAGAGUGCUUUGAGGGUACAGGACGGAACGGGCGUGUGUGUCAUGGUGGAUAAAGAAAACAUCGAGAACGUGCCGAAGAAUUUCAGAAGGGAUGUUGACAUCGUUUAUAUUGACACGAGCAGGGAACAGGAGGCACCCAGAGAGCCCGAAGGGGACGCAUCGCCUGCGGUUACUAAGCGACGGGAAGAGCCGCACAAUCAAGCCCGGGAGAAAAAGAAAAAGAAGCGGCGGCGGGAAGCUGCGCUGGGGGGGCCAGGCCCGGGCGCCAGCGUCCUGCCCCAGCCGGGGUCCCCGCUUUCUGCGGGCCUGGGAGGCCCCGUCACUCAGCUGCCAGGCGCUGCUCAUGAAAAGAAGCCUGAGAAAAGAAAGAGGAAGGUUUCACGUCGCCAGGGAUGUGAGAGUCCCGAGACCGCGGACUCCAAGGGGUCACAGGUGCUCCAUGGCACGGGGACUGUGGAAGGCCGGAGGGAGCCCUGCAGAUUAAAGAAAAGGGCUAAGAAAAGGAGGCGAAGGUCUCCUGUUGAAAGUGCUCCCUCAGGGCUCCCCACCAGCUUUGAGGACCCGCUGCCUGACUCACUGGAAGGUAGCGCUUCCUCGAUUGAGGAAAGUGCGACACCCCGGCCCCGAGAGGAGGAACACCAGGCGUGUUCGGGAGUGCCGAGGUUAGGACCUCCCGAUGAAGAAAGCAAUUUGGAUUCGACCCGAGAUUCCGAGGCGCAGUAUCUGUCCGAAGACUCGAGAGACGCGGACGAUGCGGAUGUGGACCUGGCCUCCGCCGUGAGGCAGCUCCGGGAGUUCAUCCCCGGCAUCGGGGCGAGGGCCGCCACCACGAUUAAGCGCAUGUACCGGGAUGACUUGGGACGGUUCCAGGAGUUCAAGGCGCAGGGUGUCGCCAUUAAAUUUGGCAAGUUUUCUGCGAAGGAAAAUCAGCAGUUAGAGAAAAACGUGCAAGAAUUUCUGUCCCUGACAGGAAUCGAGAACGCGGACAAGCUGCUGUACACGGACAGGUACCCGGAGGAGAAAGCCGCCAUCACCAACUUAAAGAGGAAGUACGCGUUUCGGUUGCACAUCGGGAAGGGCAUCGCCCGGCCCUGGAAACUCGUGUACUACCGAGCCAAGAAGAUGUUUGACGUCAAUAAUUACAAAGGCAGGUACAGCAAAGGGGAUAUGGAGAAGUUAAAGAUAUACCAUUCCCUCCAUGGCAACGACUGGAAGAAGAUUGGGGAUUUGGUGGCUCGAAGCAGCCUCUCCGUCGCCCUCAAGUUCUCCCAGAUCAGCAGUGAAAGAAACCAUGGUGCUUGGAGUAAGACGGAAACCCAGAGACUAAUCAGAGCCGUUGAAGAAGUGAUUCUAAAGACAAUGUCUCCCCAGGACUUAGAGGAGGUAGAUUCUAGAUUCCAAGAGAAUCCCGAAGGCUGCCUGUCCGUUGUUCGGGAAAAACUCUACAAGGGCAUAUCUUGGGUAGAAGUCGAAGCUAAAGUCGGAACCAGAAAUUGGAUGCAGUGUAAAAGUAAGUGGACAGAAAUUCUCACCAAGAGGAUGACGAAUGGCCAGGAUGUGUACCGAGGGGUGAACGCCCUCCAGGCCAAAAUCAACCUGAUUGAGAGGUUGUAUGAAAUAAAUGUGGAAGAUGCUAAUGAAAUAGACUGGGAAGAUCUUGCUGGUACCAUAGGUGACGUUCCUCCGUCUUACGUGCAAGCUAAGUUUUAUAAGCUGAAAGCCACCUGUGUUCCCUUUUGGCAGAGGAAGACUUUUCCAGAGAUUAUAGACUACCUUUAUGAGACGAGUCUGCCUUUGCUCAAAGAGAAGCUGGAGAAGAAGGUGGAGAAAAGAGGCGCGGCGCGCCCUCCCGCGGCGCCCCGGCGUGUCUUCCUGUUCAGGGACAUCUUCCACUGCGACGCCGACAGUGAGGAGGAGGACGGAGGCGGGCGGAGUUAGGAGCGGGCGUCCCUCUGCUCUCUGGGUUUGGCUGUAUCACAUCGAGUGUCAGCAAGCGCUCUCAGUGCCGGCGGCUGGAAUAGGCGACUGUGGCCACGGGGAGGCGUGAGGGUGACGACCUCGCUGUGGAACAUUGAGAAUGACUAGCAUUGGCUGAUGCGUGUGUUUCCGUGUGAAAAGGAGGAGGAACAUGUGAGUUGACUUAACAUAUCUGUCCGAUGGCAAACCAGUGUGGUUUCUGUGGAGCCAGUGUCCCGAGCCCCCAGGGCAGCAGAGGGGCGCGUCCUGUAAACAUUCGCUGUGCCGACUCGGCUGUGUGGCAGCGGCAAAGAGACGUCGGCAGCCCAGCGUGCCUGGCCUUGGCUUCUGCUCCUCGCUUGUUUACGUCUGUGUUCUCGGCGGCGAAGUGCAGAUGAGCGUUGGAAGGAAGUCGUGGUGUGUGUUCCCGCAGCCUGGUUUCCGUUCUCAUGCACAUGGCACAGGUGCCCAGCUGGUCUUCCUGGGGGUGCGCUAGUUUAAAGAUGUGCAUUCUUCAUACAGGAUGCCCCUCAGAGCCAGCCACUGAGUUCAUGUGUCAACUGCAGGGAAAGCCAGCGCUCCCUUCCAUUGCUUCCGGAAAACUGGCUUUGCUGGACGUGGAAGGUGCCACGUGCGUGUUGGGCACACUCGUGCCAGCUGGAGUCUCAGGCUAGCCCAGCAGUCGGGAGAGCAAAAGCACUCACGAUGUUUAAACAGAGGAUUUCAUAUCGGGGUCCAGGCUACUAAAUUGUUAAGCGGGAUCGGGGAGCAAACGGGGAGGUCGAAUACCCAGCGAUGAGCCCCGAGGGGAGGCCGCCGCGGCCUGUGGCCCAGCGCACCCCGUGCUCCUCCCCUAACGGGUGGUCUGGACCCCGGGCAGCUCCAUCCCGCCUGCCACUCGGCCUCAGCAGGAAUGUGUGUCUCCCAAACAGCGCUCCUGCCUCCCUGCAGGAUGUCUCCCGGUGUCUCCAUGGGCAGCUGAGCAGGACCCAGCUGGCCAGGCUUCUGGCCGUGUGUGUACAGGACGGAGCACAGGGAGGAGCAUGUGGGUGGACAGUGUCCUGUUAGGGGGUGUCGCCGUCCGUGCCAGGAUGCAGCCCCUGUGCCCUGGGUGUUCUCAUUGAUGUCACUUGUGUAACAUCAUGCUGUGAUGGUUCAUUCAUCUGUAACGCUCCCCCUUUCUCCAAACCUGCCAUCGUUGGAGAAGGAAGAUGAGCAAUGCGGUUUAGGGGUCCUGGGUCUGUCGUAUCCCCAGCACCUGUACAGUGUGGUGCAGAUGAUACACACUCAUAAAUGCUCAGGAAGCACAAGGGUGUUGCCUUUUUAGAAAGCAUUUUGCCCUCAGGCACUCCUCUCUGUCAAGCAUACCAGUCUCCAUGCUGAUGGGAAUAGAAAGUGUAUGUUCCUUUUGGAGGACAGCCUAGUCAAAUAUAGCUGAUCCCGCCCUAGCUGGUGUGGCUCAGUGGAUAGAGCAUCGGCCUGGGGACUGAAGGGUCCCAGGUUCGAUUCCAGUCGGGAGCACAUGCCCGGGUUGUGGACUCAAUUCUUAGUAGGGGGCGUGCAGGAGGCAACCAAUCAAUGAUUCUCUCUCAUUGAUGUUUCUAUCUCUCUCUCCCUGUCCCUCCUCUCUGAAAUCAAUAAAAAUAUAUUUUUUUAAAAAAAGACCUGACUUACAGCAACAAUAUUUAAAUAUAUAUAUGUGUAUAUAUACACACACAUUAUAUAUAGCUGAUCCCUAAGAAUGUACCUAUUCUGUGAUCCUGCCUGCUACUCCCUGGUUGCAAGUCUUGUGGGGACCCUCAGCGUUUAGGACAGUGAUGGGCAACCUUUUGAGCUUGGUGUGUCAAACUUUGCCAAAAAACUGAGCAUAACUCGGGUAGUGUGUCACUUUGAGGAAAAAACAUUAUUUCGCAAAUGUUUCAUCCUCGGCAUGCGGCCACCUCAGCGGCUGCGUGUCAUCAGAAAUGGCUAUGCGUGUCAGUGCUGACAUGCGUGUCAUAGGUUUGCCAUCACUGGUUCAGGAAAUGCCCCCUUAGGGGAAGGAGGGAGAGCGCCCCUUUUUUAACCUCCUUUCCACUGCAGAGUCCUGGCCUCUGUGUUGCAUAACGAAGUCUGUAAGUGAAGAUCCAUAGCUAAAAAGCAUGCUUAUGGAAAAGUGUUACAUGACCAGGAACUGGGACAAGAACUGAAAUAAUGCCAAGUCGAGACUGUUGGACAACCAUUGGAUUUAUCCCUUGGUCUUGUUUCUUCUGAGACAGGUUUCUUUUCCUCUCUUUACCGCAGUUCACUUCCUGCAUCCUCUCCUCCCGAGUACAGGAAGUACUUGUGCUUCCUCCUCUGCCCUUUCACCCUCUAA
This is a messenger RNA of Eptesicus fuscus (big brown bat), 4624 nucleotides long. It is a transcript of the gene TTF1, whose product is annotated as transcription termination factor 1. The transcript has 11 exons. The coding region runs from base 49 to 2250 and encodes 733 amino acids. NCBI's taxonomy places the organism in Eukaryota, Metazoa, Chordata, Mammalia, Chiroptera, Vespertilionidae. The record is from RefSeq and is a predicted model, not a curated record.